AUGAAGCCAGUCGGAUUCAGUAGCUUUGUGGCAGUGUGCACGUUCUUUGGUGCUCUUCUUUCGCUGACAAAUAGUGUGUCCGCACUUCGAUGCUACCAAUGUGCCAGCGGAGACAGCUGGAGUGAUUGUAUGUCGAAUUCUGUAACGGUGGAAUGUAGCAGCGCCAGUCAGGUAUCGGUACUGGGCCGGAGCGUCUUUCUACCGGCGGAGGCACGGCAAGUUGAACCGGCCUGUGUAUCGGUGUACGCCAAGGGUACGGUAGGUGGCGUUACCGGAUACGCUUACGUCCGGGAUUGCCUGUUCAACGAUAAGGCUUUGUGCAGCCUAAUUCAGGAUGUACUACCAUCCCAAAUCAGAAUUGUUGAUUGCGAUCUCUGCACGACGGAGCUGUGUAACGGUGCGAGCAGCAUCAGUGUGGCCCUUUCCAGUGUAGUGCUGUUGGCCGUCGCUGUUUUGUUAUGGAAGUGA
Messenger RNA from Anopheles marshallii, 468 nucleotides. RefSeq lists its product as uncharacterized. NCBI's taxonomy places the organism in Eukaryota, Metazoa, Arthropoda, Insecta, Diptera, Culicidae. The transcript is spliced from 2 exons. The record is from RefSeq and is a predicted model, not a curated record. The coding region runs from base 1 to 468 and encodes 155 amino acids.